AUGAAUUCAUUACCUCGAUUGACAAGUUAAAGCAUAAAUUGUCACAUUAACAACAACUCAGAUUUCUUAAGUGGAAGAAGAUUUUAACUUGGAGAAAAUGUCCUAUACAGAAUACAUAAGCAGGCUUUAUCAGAAUAUUUGAAGUCCGGAGUUAUUGACUAGAAAAUAGUUCAAUUAAAUUUGCUCAAACUGAGUAAACUAAAUAGCGAAGAUCUUUCUAUAUUGAAAGAUGUCUAUAAAUAAGCUUAUUCUAGUAGAUUUGAAUAAUAAUAAGCAAAAAAUAUAUUAUCUAAAGUAAAGAUAAUUAAAUAAUUCAAGAUAAAGACUCAAAGACAUCCAAAAAACUUAAAUUUGAAUGAAAAGAAUUAAGUAGAACUAAGUUAGGAAGAAAUAGAUUUUAUGUCAGUUGAAGAACAAUUGUACUAUUUAUACAGAUAUUCAAUAGAAAACAAUGUCUAAGAUCUAAAAUAAACACAUCUAAGGUCUUUAAUGGAACCUACCUCAUAGAUCCAACUAUAAAUGAUCUUAAGAAAAUUAAUUUUCAAGGAAAGAGAUAAUUGCAUAAUUUACUAAAUAUAGAACCUAAGAAAAAAUUAUAGAAAAAAACAUCAAUGUUGCAAAGAUAAUCUAGCAUCUUAAACCCUUUGCAUUGUAGAAAGCCAUCCAUACAUAGUAUGGAAGUGGAAGAUGUUACUGAAUACAUGUCAUCCAAAAUAUUGGAAUCAAAAGCUAACAUUGAUUAAUUAGUGGAAAGAUUUAAAAAACCUGAAAUAUCAGAAAAAUAAUAAUACUUCUUUAGGUUAGUCUAAAAUUGUGAUUGCAAAGCGAUAUAAUCAUUCUUUUAGGAUAUUUCUUAUGAUCCAUCCAUUAUAAAUACGCCAGAUGAAGUACUUUUUGUGAAAAAAAUUAUUUUAGAAAGGAUUUUAUUCAAUUCACAUAGCAAUUAAGAAACAGAAUCCAUAAUUGCUAAUGUUACUUUUAAAAAACGGUGCAAGAACUGAUUUACUAACUAAGAAUGGAAAGUCAGUAUAAUAGCUUAGUUUAAUUUAUCAGAAUUCGGAAAUUUUAGAAAUUUUAGAAGGACUAAAAUAUUAUUAAUGA
This is a messenger RNA of Paramecium octaurelia, 1101 nucleotides long. The record is from the annotation of a GenBank genome assembly. NCBI's taxonomy places the organism in Eukaryota, Ciliophora, Oligohymenophorea, Peniculida, Parameciidae.